AACACUUUCCUCCGACCUGGCCCUUCGGCUUCUCAUUACCGUUCUCUACUGGAGAAGACAGAGAGAGGUCAACAACUAAUGAUGAGCUCACAAUUAUAUAAGGGCAGAUUUCGAAAGACCAGGCCGAUAAACAUGGCUGACUAGCUCUUGCCUAAUAAAACGCUCAGUAUUUUCAUGGAGUUUUCUUCUUGGUUUUCCAUAGCAGUGUCAUGUCUUGUUCUUAUUUCCUUAGCCAUCAUCACAAAACUUCACUUCCGGAGACCAAACCCUAACCUUCCUCCAGGUCCAAAACCUUGGCCGAUUAUCGGAAACCUAAACCUAAUCAGCGAGCUUCCUCACCAGUCCCUUCACAACUUGUCCAAAAAAUAUGGUCCCAUCAUGCGCCUCAAGUUUGGAUCCUUUCAUGUUGUUGUUGCUUCUUCCAGUGAAAUGGCGGAGCAGUUUCUGAAAACCCACGAUCACGUCUUUGCCACCAGACCCCAAACUGCUUCGGGCAAACACACUUGUUACGACCAUUCCAACGUCACUUGGGCUCCUUACGGGCCACAGUGGCGUCUAGGUCGUAAGAUUUAUCUCACAAAGUUGUUCAGUUCAAAGGGACUUGAGUCUUAUCAUGAGAUACGCGCACAAGAGAGACACGCGUUUAUGUCUCGAUUGUUUGCUGUUUCGGGGAAGCCCGUUGUUCUGAAAGACCAUCUCUUCCAUUUUACUCUGAGUGUAAUUAGUAGGAUAGUGAUGGGGAAAAAGUAUUUUAGUGAGUCGAAGGUGGAGGAUGAUGAGGAGUUUGUGGUGUCACGUGAGGGGUUUCAAGAGAUGUUGGAGGAGUUGUUUUUGCUUAAUGGGGUGUUCAAUAUUGGGGACUGGAUUCCUUGGUUGGGAUUCUUGGAUUUGCAAGGCUAUGUCAAGAGAAUGAAGGAUCUGAGGAAGAGAUUUGAUAGAUUUUAUAAGCAUGUUAUUGAUGAUCAUAUGGCUAGAAGAACCCAGAUCGGCUUUGUGCCCAAUGAUUUCUUGGAUUUCUUACUGGGUUUGGUUAAGGAUCCUUCUCUUGAAGUUGAUUUCACUCUUAACGGUGUCAAAGCCUUCGCUCUGGACCAGAUGGCUGGAGGGACAGAUACAGCAGCAACGACAGUGGAAUGGGCAAUGUCAGAGUUAAUGAAGAAUCCCAAUAUAUUAAAGAAGGCAAACGAAGAAAUUGACAGAGUGGUGGGAAGGGGAAGAUGGGUUGAAGAGAGUGAUAUCCCAAACCUUCCAUACUUAAACGCAAUCAUUAAAGAAACACUGAGGCUUCAUCCUGUGGCUGUGCUUCUUGCACCACACAUGGCUCUUGAGGACUGCAAGGUUGAAGGCUAUGACAUCAAGAAAGGAACAAUGUUGUAUGUGAAUGCUUGGAGUAUUAGCAGAGACCCUUCAAUAUGGGAGUGUCCAGCAGAGUUCUGUCCAGAGAGAUUCUUAGGGGAGAAGAAGGAGAUUGAUUUCAAGGGACAGAACUUUGAGUUCCUGCCCUUUGGAUCCGGGAGAAGGAUGUGUCCGGGUUAUAAGCUUGGAUUGAAGAUGGUAAGUUCAGGCUUGGCCAACUUGUUGCAUGGAUUCAAUUGGAGACUUGCUGAUCAGAAUAUGAAGCCGCAGGAUUUGGACAUGGAAGAACUUUUUGGGUUGGCAACUGUGAGAAAGUUCCCGCUUGUUGCUCUGGCUGAGCCUAGACUCCCCCAAUAUCUAUUUAACUAAUUAUUUGUACUAAAGAGUGGCACACACAUAGAUAUACAUAUACAUAUAUAUAUAUACACCCCAUCUCCAUUAUGUCUAUCUCUCUUCAAU
Neltuma alba is the source of this 1815-nucleotide messenger RNA. Its product is annotated as flavonoid 3'-monooxygenase-like. Gene Ontology annotation, molecular function: oxidoreductase activity, acting on paired donors, with incorporation or reduction of molecular oxygen; iron ion binding; monooxygenase activity. Lineage: Eukaryota; Viridiplantae; Streptophyta; Magnoliopsida; Fabales; Fabaceae. The transcript is spliced from 2 exons. Bases 175 to 1725 code for a protein of 516 amino acids. The record is from RefSeq and is a predicted model, not a curated record.